This is a messenger RNA of Callithrix jacchus (white-tufted-ear marmoset), 2660 nucleotides long. RefSeq names its product olfactory receptor 9G1. Gene Ontology annotation, biological process: G protein-coupled receptor signaling pathway. The record is from RefSeq and is a predicted model, not a curated record. Gene Ontology annotation, molecular function: G protein-coupled receptor activity; olfactory receptor activity. Gene Ontology annotation, cellular component: membrane. NCBI's taxonomy places the organism in Eukaryota, Metazoa, Chordata, Mammalia, Primates, Cebidae.
GUGAGAUUCCUUACAGCCAUGGAGAGGAACAAUCACACAGUGACUGAGUUCAUCCUGCUGGGCUUCACCACAGAUGCAGGGAUGCAGCUGGGACUGUUUGUGGUGUUCCUGGGCGUGUACUCUCUGACGGUGGUAGGAAAUAUCACCCUCAUGGUGUUGAUCUGUAAUGACUCCCGCCUCCAUACACCCAUGUAUUUUUUCAUUGGAAAUCUGUCGUUUCUGGAUCUCUGGUACUCCUCUGUCUACACCCCGAAGAUCCUAGUGACCUGCAUCUCUGAAGACAAAAGCAUCUCCUUUGCUGGCUGCCUGUGUCAGUUCUUCUUCUCUGCUGGGCUGGCCUAUAGUGAAUGCUACUUGCUGGCUGCCAUGGCUUAUGACCGCUACAUGGCCAUCUCCAAGCCCCUGCUUUAUGCUCGGGCCAUGUCCAUAAAGCUAUGUGCAUCUCUGGUAGCAGUCUCAUAUUUGGGGGGUUUUAUUAACUCUUCAGUCAUCACCAAAAAGACGUUUUCCUUCAACUUCUGCCGUGAAAACAUCAUUGAUGACUUUUUCUGUGAUUUGCUUCCCUUGGUGAAGCUGGCCUGUGGUGAUAAGGGUGGUUAUAUGGUUCUGAUGUAUUUCCUGCUGGCCUCCAAUGUCAUCUCCCCUGCCCUGCUCAUCCUGGCCUCUUACCUCUUUAUCAUUGCCACUGUCUUGAGGAUCUCCUCCUCCCAGGGUCGUCUCAAAGCCUUCUCCACAUGCUCUUCCCACAUCACCUCUGUCACUUUAUACUAUGGCUCCAUUCUCUACAUCUACGCUUUCCCCCGGGGAUCUAGCUAUUCUUUAGAUACGGACAAAAUAGUUUCUACAUUUUACACUGUGGUGUUCCCCAUGUUGAAUCCCAUGAUCUACAGCCUAAGGAAUAAGGAUGUGAAAGAGGCUCUGAAUAAACUCCUCCCAUAAAUCAAGAUUAUCUACACCAGAAGAGAACAAAGUUGAUUUGAGAUGGAGGUUUUUUUUUUUGUAUUUCAAGCAGAGUUACCACUGUGCUCCAUCAUGACCAAUCCCACCCAUGAUACGUGACAGUUACAGACGUUUAAUAUAAGAAAAUUAGGAAAAUUUAGAAGAAAAAUAUGAAUAUAUAAGAAUUUGAGGUGAAUGUCUUGUCUUUCUAAAUUAAAAGCAAACGUAAAACUUAGGCCCAAAGCCUCUCCUAUAUAUUCAUAAAGUGAUGAACAGCCUUCUUCAUUAGCCUAAGAUUUGGUUAACUGGUACAUAUAGAAUAGUAGUUGCCAGUGACUGGGGCAGGGUGAGUGGAGAAAGGAGAAUUGUUGAGCAAAGGGAACAAAGUUUCAGGUAGAUGUGAGGAAUCAGUUCUGGAGAACUAUUGCAGGACAAGGUGACUACAGUUAAUAGUAAUGUAUUGUGCAUUUAAAAAUCACUUCAACGGUGGAUCUUAAGUGUUCUCACCACAAAGCAAUGAUAAGUAUACGAGAUGAUGGACAUAAUAAUUAGUCUAAGAUGUUCAAUCCACAAUGUAUACAUAUACUGAAGCAUUGUAUUUUACCCCCACAAACAUAUAAAUUAUGAUUUAUCGAUAAAAAAUUUAAAAAACAAAAAGAUUAAUAUGACAAGAGGCAGUUAAUUUUGAUUAGUUUUUCAAUGUAAGACAGAAGUAAUGUAAUUUGUUUAUAAACAUACAUACUUCCUUGUUUGAAGUUGCAUAAGCAGUAAAGAAAGAAAAUGCAAGAAACUGAAUCAGGCAGGUAAACCCAGAAAAUGUAGGAGAGUCACACAGAGUGAAAGAGUAAAUCCACACUGGCAAUCAUGGACAUUAACACGGUAAGUGGGUGUAGGAAAUAAAAUCAAUACAAGUUGUAACACUCAGUAACACAGCCGAAACAGAGUCCAACAGUGUAAUUCUAAGAUGCUCAAUGUAGGCAAUUUUCUAAAAAGGAACACUGUUUAUGCCAACCCAGUCUUCUGGUUGUCUAAAAUACGUUUUCUAUUUCCCACUGAUAUUAAAAUUCCUAUAAAAUACAUUAUUUUAAAGUAAUGUUAACAGAUCAAUUAGUAUAUUACAGUGGCAGUAAAUCAAUUACUUUAUGUUGCUUGACUGUAACCAGAGAAGACAUCAUUUCAGAGGGAAGCCUCAAUUACAGAAAGUAAAACUGAUGCGACACAACUAUUGGUGUCAUAAACCCUGGCAUGUAACUAUAGAGGAGAGUCUUCAAACUACUUGAGGGCUUCUUUUCUAAUAUUUUUAGGGGAGCCUACCAAAAUUUAUUCUUCAAAUAAGAAUACGCCCAUAUAUUAUAAACGUGGCUGGCCUAUGUACAUAUUUAUAUUGUUUUAUGUUUGGAAGGUAGCUCUGGAAUCACGUCUAAGUAAUAUUACAGAGAUCUUAGUGAAAAGAUAAAGUACAGCUAAUAAUAAUGUUCGGAAGACAUAAAAACAAAGAACAUAAAAUAUAAUGAAGCAUGUGGCCAGAUGUUUUAUAAAAUAAUUUAGAAAUCUGUUUAAGUGUAAAAUUAGCAGGAGGUUUUUCACUUUUGGAAAUAUUUCAUCUGAAAAUUAUGUAUUUGAAGUAUUCAGAAAAAUAUUUUAUAUUAAUUUGAAAUUAAAAUAUAAAAUCCUAAGGGAAUUUGAUUACUGAGGUCAAAAAUAAAGUUUAAAUUCUUGAG